GAUUGUUGGGUAAUCGAACUUGAAACGGCGGCGUCCAAAGAAUUCAGUUGAUUCAAAAUUUCUAAGACAAGCGGAAUCUUGCGCUGCGCGAGUGGAAAGCCAUUAAGAAGCCAUUAAACCCGGCAUUUGUUUACAUUCCUAUGCGCUUGGCUUGACAUUCUAGUCGCCAUUCGAAAGUCGAAAGUGCCGCGUCGUUUUGAAGGGGAGCAGCACCAUGAAGCCCAUGGGAGAUCACCAAGUGCCCAGCUUCAAGGUGGAGUCCCGGGGCACCUCCAUCACCUACGCCAGUCCGACAUCCGGAGCCGCCUCCCUCGACUUUUUGGCGCACACCCUGCGAGCCAGGAACGCGCACACAUGGAGAACCAUUCUGAUUUGUCAGCAGAAUUGCGAGGCCGAGCGUCUGAAAUUGGAGCUCGCGGAGCGGGACUGCAACACGAUUCUGCUGCCCACGCACGACCCAAUGGCCCGCCAAGUGCUGCUCCUCUGGUCCAAGGGGUACAUUCACCAGGCUCUGAUUCUGUGCGACGACAUGCUCGAGCAUCUGGAGGGCGUCGAGGCGCACCUGGUGGUGCAUACAACGCUGCCGGAGCUCAACAAGUUCGAGGAACGCAUGGAGUGGCUGAGCAGGUCGGCGGUGAAGGCCGAGGUGCUGGUCAUAACUGCGCGCGAGGAGGAGGAGAAUAAGAAAGGCGGCAAGAGGAGGGAGGCCGAGCUGGAAGUCCAACAAAAGCUGCCCCCCAAAGACAUAAAGCCAGUGGUCAAAGUAGAUCCCCUAAAUACCAAGCACAGCCAUGAGACGGAAGAAACUAUGUCUCUAACGUCAGCGGAGUCGGAUGCCUUGCCAAUCGCAGAAAACGGUAAGGAGCAUCAGAUCACAUUAAGCAUGGAAGAUACCUCCUCCAAUUCCCUGGAGAAACUGCAACUCCGCCAAGCUUCCUUUGAGGUGAAAAACACAGAUUUGGCAGUGGACGAAUCCUCUCUAGCAACUGCUAGGCCCAAUGCACCUGGAGACGCACAUCUCAGUGCUGCACAGCCAAGCGAGGCUUCGGAAGCCGAGUUCCAGGAGUGGUUGAAGGCACGGAAACUGCGAUACGCAGCUAAAGACCUGGACUCACCGCCUGCUCCUUCUGUUCCCCUUGAAGAACCACCCUGCCCGGAGCUGCCCGAUACCACCACAUCGGAUGUGCGCGUCGUUGACGACACCGCUUCGCUGGACUCCUUCCAAACGGUGGAGGAUUCUGCUGCCUCUCUGGCAGUGGAACCCUUUUCCGCGGCGGGAACAACUGUCUAUAACUACGGCGUGCUCGCCUGGAGUCGCCACUUGGUUGUGCCGUGCUACGAUUUGGGCGGGGCGCCGGACAUAAGCACCACCAUCGGGCAGGCCAUGCAUCAGUUGGGCGUGGCCAAGUCGCGGGCGCGGGCGGUCCAGAGAUUCGCCUGGCCACAUGUGUCGUCGGGCAAAUCGGUGGUAGUUGUGGGCAACAUGCAGAUAGGGAAGACGUGGUCCUACCUGCCCACUGUGUGCCAGCGCAGCCACAAGGAACUGCAGUGCCGUCCAGCCGAUGGCCAUGGACCCAGCUGCAUCUUUGUGUGUCCCAACCAGUCGCAGGGCAAGCAGAUCGGCCGCUGGAUGAGCACGAUGUUCCGUUCGCUGGGCAGUGAGGUGGCGUUCGAGGAUGUGGUCACGCACUGGGACAAGAGCCAAGUGGCGGACAUCGUUUGCCGGCUCAGUCGGCCCGUUGGCAUCCUGCUGACCAGCGUGGACCUGCUGUUCGAACUGCUGAGCACCCACAACUCGAGGAACGCGCCCAUUUUCGAUGCCCAGGCGGUGAAGUGCAUAGCCUUGGACAACCUGAACGACAUGGUUCGUUUGUUGCCGGACGUCACGACGAAGCUGCUGAAGCGAUUGCCCGAAGUGCUCAAGCUCACCCAAAGCCAAAGCCAAAGCCAAACGAAGUGCAAUCUCUACGUCUCCGGCCGCAUCUGGCACACCGAUCUGAUGGUGCAGCGCAUCCUGCCUCUGAUGCGCGACGACGUCCUCAUUCUGUUCGACGACGCCUUGGAGGCGAGUGUCUAUGGCGGCGUCCAGCUGGACAUAAAGCUCGUGCAGGAAGAGGAGAAGAUCGAGCAUUUGAAGCGGCUAUUCGAGCGCACGCAGCUCGCCGAGCAGCGCGCCGUUGUGGUCUGUUCCAGCGCGGCAGAGGUGCUCCAACUCCGCCGUAGGCUGGACGCGAUGGGGCUGAAUGCUGAGACCUGCGUCUCGGAGGCGUGCUACGCCAAUGUCGCCCAGUGGCGACGCCAGUCCACGGUCGGCCCGCUGCUGGUCACGGACGAUGUGGUGCCGCGACUGCGAUGCGGACAGUUGGCGCUGCUCGUCCACUACAGCUUGGCCAGCAGUUGGAUGCGAUUCAAGCAGCGCUUCAGCCUGUUCUACGAGAGCCUCAAAGCGCCAGCGCUGCACGCGGGCGGCCAGUCCGUGAUCUUCGUCCAGGCCACCGAUGUGGACAGCAUCUGGAUACUCUCCGACUUCCUGCUCAAGCACAAGCUGCCCAGGCCCAUCCAUUUGCUGGCAAUCCUUUCGCAGCGCCGCCUGGCAGAGCCCCAGCAUCCGGGGCGACUCAAGCUGUGCCGCCAACUGACCGCUUUCGGGGAUUGCCUGAGGCACAGCUGCACGUAUCGUCAUGUGAUGUGGCGGCAUGAGGUGCCGCCACCGGCUCACUAUCCCACCGCGGGACCCAUUCGGUUCUCGGUCCUGGCUUGCCACAGCCCCGCCAGCUUGUCGGUGCGCUUGGGCGCCCAGUUCCCCACAGUGGUCCACUUCCUCAACGUGCCGAUGACGCAGCUGGGGCAGCAGGUGCAGCGCCACUACGAAGUGGAGGAGCAUCGGCGCAGGCAUCCCAAUCCCGUGCCCGGCGAGCGGGCGGUGGUCAAGAAUAUCAACCGAUACGAGCGGGCGGACGUUGUGAGUGUGGAAAACAACGGCAAGGUUGUGGUGCAGCUGCUGGACACGUCCACCGAACUGGUUAGCUACAAUGCCAGCCAGCUGUACGCCUGCGAUGCGAUCUUCAAGGAUCAACCCAGAGAGGCGAUGGAGGUGCGGAUCACUGGCCUAGAGCCCCAGAGCCUGGAUCGCCUCUGGCCCGAGGACGUGCGCAAUGUGGUGCGCAAGCAGUUCUUCAAUCGCCGCCAGAACAAGCGGAACCGCCAGUUCUACGCCGUCGUGCAGGCCACCAUCCAGCAGACGAUCUUCGUGCGCGACGUGCACGACGAGGAGGGCAACGACCUGCGCAGCUUCGUCACCAGUCGCUUUCGCGCGCAUCAGGACGAGCGUUGCCUGGACAAACUAGCUGCGAUGGUGCAGGGCUCCAGGGACUUUCCACAAGGCUGCUAGUUUCUUGGUUGCCUGACCUUUUCUAUGGUUAUCUCUCUUUGUCUUCCUUUUAUUUUAUACACUGUUUCAAAGAUGUUUCCCUCUUUUGUCUUCCUGUUUUAUACAUGUUUUAACGAUGUUUUGAUUAUUCGAAUAAUGUUUAUAAGCAAACAUGGCGCUUUCCUCGUUCGACUUCGUAUGCAACGUAAAUGCAGAUCUUUUUUGCUUGCUCGUAAUAUAUAUUUUAAA
This is a messenger RNA of Drosophila teissieri, 3619 nucleotides long. RefSeq names its product putative ATP-dependent RNA helicase SoYb (gene fs(1)Yb). The transcript has 4 exons. NCBI's taxonomy places the organism in Eukaryota, Metazoa, Arthropoda, Insecta, Diptera, Drosophilidae. Gene Ontology annotation, biological process: transposable element silencing; germ-line stem cell division. Gene Ontology annotation, molecular function: nucleic acid binding; ATP binding. The record is from RefSeq and is a predicted model, not a curated record. The coding region runs from base 215 to 3391 and encodes 1058 amino acids.